Messenger RNA from Contarinia nasturtii (swede midge), 1171 nucleotides. RefSeq names its product synaptobrevin homolog YKT6 (gene Ykt6). Gene Ontology annotation, molecular function: SNAP receptor activity. The transcript is spliced from 2 exons. Gene Ontology annotation, biological process: endoplasmic reticulum to Golgi vesicle-mediated transport. Gene Ontology annotation, cellular component: Golgi apparatus. The record is from RefSeq and is a predicted model, not a curated record. Lineage: Eukaryota; Metazoa; Arthropoda; Insecta; Diptera; Cecidomyiidae. The coding region runs from base 300 to 899 and encodes 199 amino acids.
CAAUUGUGAUGGAAAAAAUUCCACUUUAUUAAUAAAUACGUGCAUCCAAAAGCGAGAACAAAAAAAACAUAUUGCUUGCUAUUCAACUAUCAAUUAGAUUGUGUUAAAGUCGACAUUGGCAUCAGUUGGGAGCGUUUCAAUUAGUAAAAAUUAAUUUUAUCUCAACAAUAUUUGAGUUGAACAUAUAAGUUUUCUUGAAACGAGAAAACAAAAGAAAAUACUCAUAGAUAAAUAAAUUGUCAAACGUCUAGAUAAAGAAUUGUCGACGAAAAAGUUAACCAAAACGAAAACAAAGCAAAAUGGUAAAAUUAUUUGCGUUGAGUGUUUUCCACAAAGGAUCCAGCGAAGCCAGAUUGUUGAAAUCGGCCUAUGACUUACAGAGUUUUUCAUUUUUCCAACGUGGGUCCGUGCAAGAAUUCAUUGGAUUUGCAAGCAAAACAAUAGUGGAGCGCACACAAUUGGCAACACGUCAAUCGGUGAAACAAGAUGUUUACAUGUGUCAUGUGUACGUUCGUGGUGAUAGUUUAAGUGCGGUUUUGAUAGCCGAUCACGAGUAUCCACAACGAGUAGCUCACACAUUAAUCACAAAAGUGUUGGAUGAUUUUAGUGCAAAAAUUCCGGCAGAAUUGUGGCCGACCAGCUCCGAAUCGGGUAUUGAUUUUGGCACAUUACCAGCAUAUUUGGCCAAAUAUCAAGAUCCACGCGAAGGCGAUGCUCUAACUCGUAUUCAAGACGAUUUGGAUGAAACAAAAAUUAUUUUGAAAAAUACAAUCGAAGCGGUACUGGAUCGUGGCGAAAAAUUAGACGAUUUAGUGGAAAAAUCACAACAAUUAUCAUUUCAAAGCAAAACAUUCUACAAAACGGCCAAAAAGACAAAUUCAUGUUGUACAUUUUUGUAAAAUGCGUCAUCUACACCAUUUUUGAUGACAAAUGUCAGUGUCUUACACCAAUUUCAUGGACCCAUUUUAUUCCAUUUUGUGUAUGUGCUCAAGUAACACUCCAAAACAAAUGAUACAAAGAUGAUAUAAAACAAAAACCUAAAACAACAAUUUAAUUCUAACAAUUACCAAAAUUGCAUGUGUACCGUGUUCAGAUCAAAAAUCGAUUAAUUUGUGCUCUUUUACAACUGAAUAAAACGAAAAAAGAAAUAAACACAUCAAACAUUAUGGAA